CUGCAGUGAGACCUCACCCAUAGGCUGCAUAUCUAGGUGAGAUUAACUAACAAAGUCUAGGAUAAAGGAGUAAAAGCUAGCAGGUGGAGGGCCUGUCACGGUUCACUGAGUGCGAGUGACAGCUACCCCCUGAUUCACUUGUGCAAGUCUCAGAAGAAAGUUUCGGCACACACCUUCACAGCUACCUGUCUUGCCUCGUGUUCCGAAAGUGGGAGCAUUUACUCGUAGCAAAAACAAGUUCAAUAAACAUUUUAUAUACUAGUGUAUUCAUGGACCCCCGAGGUAAAGGCGUGUUUCUGACAGGCGGUGCACAAGGCUUAGGCCGUGGCAUCGUGGAAGAAUUACUGUCCCUAGGAGCUAAGGUUUUGUUCUGUGACAUUAACAUCGAGGUAGGCAGAGCGACAGAGGUCGAGCUUCAAGAAAAAUAUGGCGCCGACAUCGUCUUUUUUCACCCGGCAGACGUCUCGGAUGGCGAAGCAGCACAAAGCGGCAUUUCAGGCGGCAGUGUGCAAGUUGGGAGCUGUGGAAAUUUGUGUUAACAAUGUCGGAAUACUGAACGAGAAAAACUGGGAGAAAGUUUUACCGAUAAACGUGGAGUCACACAUCCGGGGCAGUCUGCUCGCCCUGGAACACAUGCGCCGUGACUACGGAGGUCGUGGUGGCGUCAUCAUUAACGUCGCCUCUACGCUUGGUUACCUGUCGAUGCCAACAUCGCCGAUCUACGUCGCCAGCAAGCAUGCUGUGGUUGGAUUUACCACCAGCUGGGCUAUGAGUCCUGACCAGAAAGAACAUGGCGUGCGGUGGUGCUGCCUGUGUCCAGAUGCUUUUGACAGCGAAAUGAUGCGGGAAUCAUUGAAGGGUGAUAUAAUUCAUAACGCAGAGGUCCUCCAGCACUAUGUACAACAGCAAGGCACCUUAAAAAUUUCCCAGGUGGCAGAGGGCGUAAGUUAAGCUGAUACGAGAUGCAGACAAUAAUGGGGCCCUCUUGGAGAUAAACCGUCGUCACGGCGCGCGCUAUCGUCGAAGACAAAUUGUGGAUCGUGACGGUGUUUCUCACCUCGUGGUGGUGGACACGUACUGAGGGACUGUAGAUAGGCCCAAACUUAGGACUUUAUGUUCUCGUAUUCCUACUCUAGCAAAAUACGAAUUAUAAUAAUGACAAAAGAGAAAACUAGAAGUGGUACGCUGCAAUCUUUGCUUUCAA
Pomacea canaliculata is the source of this 1204-nucleotide messenger RNA. Its product is annotated as 15-hydroxyprostaglandin dehydrogenase [NAD(+)]-like. NCBI's taxonomy places the organism in Eukaryota, Metazoa, Mollusca, Gastropoda, Architaenioglossa, Ampullariidae. The transcript is spliced from 7 exons. The record is from RefSeq and is a predicted model, not a curated record. Bases 427 to 951 code for a protein of 174 amino acids. Gene Ontology annotation, cellular component: cytoplasm. Gene Ontology annotation, molecular function: oxidoreductase activity, acting on the CH-OH group of donors, NAD or NADP as acceptor.